Helianthus annuus (common sunflower) is the source of this 1917-nucleotide messenger RNA. Its product is annotated as tRNA pseudouridine synthase A. The record is from RefSeq and is a predicted model, not a curated record. The transcript is spliced from 2 exons. Gene Ontology annotation, biological process: tRNA pseudouridine synthesis; mRNA pseudouridine synthesis. Bases 100 to 1701 code for a protein of 533 amino acids. Gene Ontology annotation, molecular function: RNA binding; pseudouridine synthase activity. Gene Ontology annotation, cellular component: nucleus. Lineage: Eukaryota; Viridiplantae; Streptophyta; Magnoliopsida; Asterales; Asteraceae.
CGACUGACUAACGGGUGCUUUUUAGGCACACACAAAACCAAAUACAAAUCUGAACUCACGAACUAAACCAGAUUCUCAGACUCCACACUCCCGCUAACAAUGGAGACCCAAAACCCUAACCCUGUAUCACCAUCUUCUUCUUCACCACUUCCGCCACCGUCGCUGCCGCCGCCGCCGCACGAAGAACCUGACUCAAAAAGACUCAAAAUGUCAACCACCACUUCCGGCGACCCCAACACCACCACCACUGAAAGAAAACCCCGAUACAAACGCCGAAAAGUCGCAAUCCUCUUCGCAUACUGCGGCGUAGGCUACCAAGGCAUGCAAAAGAACCCAGGAGCCAAAACAAUCGAAGGAGACCUCGAAGAAGCCCUCUACUUCUCCGGCGCCGUUCUCGAAAACGAACGCGGCUGCCCGAAUCGUUACGACUUUGCCCGAUCUGCCCGAACUGAUAAGGGCGUUAGCGCCGUUGGUCAAGUGGUUUCCGGCAAGUUCUACGUCGAUCCACCCGGGUUUGUGGAGCGUUUAAACAGUAAUUUACCGGCCCAGUUCCGGGUUUUCGGGUUUAAGCGUGUUACUGCAUCGUUUAGUGCGAAAAAGUUUUGUGAUCGGAGAAGGUAUGUGUAUUUGUUACCGGUUUUUGCGCUUGAUGGUAAGGCUCAUUGUGAUGGUGUGAAGUGUUUGGAGUGUUUGGAGAAUGGAUGGAGAGUGUAUGGUGCGGGUUUUGAAGGUGAUGUUCAGUCGGGAAUUUCGUCGAACACAUUGUGUGCGGUAUCCGACUCAGGUUGUUUAGAUAAUGGGAAUGGUUGUAAAGACGGUUUGAACUCUGAAUCUCUGAUUGGUGAAGUUCAGUUAGUGGAUAAUUCAUCUGAUUUAAGCAAAACUGGGUCUGACGUUGAAAUUCAGCCAGACAUUUUGUCGAACACCUUGAGUGCGGUAUCAGAUUCUGAUGGUAAGGUAGAAAAUUUAGCAUCUUUAGAUAAUGGGAAUGGUUGUAAAGACGCUUUGAAUCCUGAAUCAGCGGAAAAUCCAUCUGAUUUAGGAAAAAAGUGUGAUGAUUAUUCCGGUUCGGAUGCUGCAAAUGGCGGGAUUGUGAAGGAGAAUGUGUUUUCUUAUGAUGAUGAGAAGCGGCAGAGGUUUAAUAAGAUUUUGAAACAGUAUGAAGGGACUCAUAAUUUUCAUAAUUUUACUACGAGAACAAAGGCGGCUGACCCGUCUGCUAACCGCUACAUUAUCUCGUUUAGUGCUAACACGACUGUUACAGUUGAUGGGAUGGAGUUUGUGAAAUGUGAAGUUGUUGGGCAGAGCUUUAUGCUUCACCAGAUACGGAAGAUGAUCGGUGUAGCUGUUGCGGUUAUGAGGAAUUUUGCUCCAGAGUCGCUGAUUGAAACUGCUCUACAACAGGAUGUUAAUAUCAAUGUGCCUACAGCUCCUGAAGUUGGGCUAUAUUUGGACGAGUGUUUUUUCUCAUCAUAUAACCAGAAAUGGAGAGACACCCAUGAAGAGGUGUCGAUGAAAGCUUAUGCAGAAGAAGCCGAAGAAUUCAAACUGAAACAUAUCUAUUCGCACAUUGCAUCAACAGAGCGUAAAGAAGGAUCUGUUGCUGUUUGGCUGCAUUCUUUGGACCACCGGAGAUAUCCAGAUUUAAGACCAGACGAAAAAAGUGAAGCGAAUGAGGUGGCGAUACCUCAAACCGAGUAGACAACUAGGAGGGUUGACUUACUACUCGUUGCAUUUGAAUGAUCGCGUUUAACGAUUAAUGUAUGUAUUCUUAAAUUUAACACCUGGGUUCUAUGUGAAACGCUAUAGACGGAGGUGUUUUCUUGCCAUUUGCAGUGAAAUUAUUUUCUUGACUGAAAACGUUUAAACAGACUCUAAAUUUGGGGUCUUUUUCUAGUUUUAAACUUAUAUUACCAA